UAACUCCCAUUGUGACAAAAAAUAAGAACUUAACCUAACAAAAACUUACAUAAAAUUUGUAUAGAAACUUUUGUUUUUCUAAAAUUUUUAUUAAAUAAAACAGAAAUAAGUUGCAAAAAGGCAACUAAAUUAUGAACAAUUAUUAUUACUUGGAUGUGGAAUUAAAACUUAGGGAAGACUCUACUGCCGUUAUUACUCCAGCCUAUUUUCAAGGUAGCAUAGAAUCAUCAUUAACAGAAUUCUUUGGAGAAAUUGGGGGACAAACUGAACUGGAACUAGUGAAAUUUGAUAUUAAUCAAAAACGCGGAAUUCUAAAAGUACCGGAAGCAUUUUCUACAAAAACCAAAGCUGCCAUUACAUUAAUUGGUUAUUUUCAAGAAAUACCGUGUCAUUUCCAAAUACUUAAAACUUCAGCACAACCUUUAGAUUUUGAAUAA
This is a messenger RNA of Calliphora vicina (urban bluebottle blowfly), 437 nucleotides long. RefSeq lists its product as uncharacterized. Gene Ontology annotation, biological process: tRNA 5'-leader removal. The transcript has 2 exons. Bases 132 to 437 code for a protein of 101 amino acids. The record is from RefSeq and is a predicted model, not a curated record. Lineage: Eukaryota; Metazoa; Arthropoda; Insecta; Diptera; Calliphoridae. Gene Ontology annotation, molecular function: ribonuclease P activity; ribonuclease P RNA binding. Gene Ontology annotation, cellular component: nucleolus; multimeric ribonuclease P complex.